ACUUGUCGCCGCACCGCCCGGCAUCGCGUAAACGGAGAACGCAAUCGCGUCAACAAUCUCAACCGGUGCGCGCACCGUACCGCCUCUGCCUGCGCUGUCGCAUACUCUGCACCGGUGCAACGUUAUUGAUUCCACGGCGCCAACGCAAAAUGCACCUGCAAUAUUACUCGACAUAACGUAUGUAUGAAAGAAUUGUGAACGAAAGUGAAAGAAAAUUAUUUUAAAACGAUGGCCCAAGGACUAAAAUUAACUACUCUGCUCGUGCUAAUUGUUAUCAAUUGGGCACAUUCUGAAAAUACACAAAAAUGCGAGAACACGCCUAUGAAACAGAUCGUCUGCGAGUUCGGAACGGCCAAAGAAAUCCUGAACUUCAACACUUGCUUGUGCACACAUAUAGCGGUUCCUGUUAGUUUGGAAUCGGAAAAGGACGACGAGACCCCGGACUCGACGUCGACAAUCAAAUCGUACAAACAGAUCAAUGGCGAUCUUAAAUCACUGGCCGCCGUUUCGGUGUACACAGAAGAUGUUGCAAAGAAGACGAACCAGAUUUGCAAAGAGAUCGUCGACGUGUUGGUGCACUACGACGGAAUACAAUUGGAUCUACGGCAAUCCGAAGUAUCCGUGGAUAAAUCGCUCGUUGUGCAUUUCUUCAAGGUAUUAUCGUCUGAAAUCAAUAACAAGUUCAAAGUUGCAUUAACGAAUAAUUCAUUAGAAGUAUUUAAACAAACAAAAGAAAUACAACUAGUUCUUCCUCCAAAUGUAGCUAUUAUGACAAAAUACUACGAUCUCAAGAAACUCUCCAAAUUUGUGGAUUUCUUUAUAAUUGCAACACAUAAUCUUGUAGACAAUUCUGAGCAAGGUUAUACUUACCACCCAAGUCGACUUAUGGGAGCCGAUGAUUUACUGAAUGCUGAUGCCCUUAUCGAUCUUGUUAUCGGACUUGGUGUUCAUCAUUCAUCAAUACUUUUAUCACUGCCUUCGACAGCAAGUAAAUUUGAACUUAAAGAUCCAACCAAAAAUACUCCUCGAUCACCAGCCGUUGGUUUUCCAACAACAAUUACGCGACAACAAAUGUGUGAAAUAAUGAAAGAAGGUAAUUGGACAAUCGAAAGAGAUGAGGAUUUAACUGCUCCAUACACGUUUAUGAAUACGACAUGGAUGUCGUUCGAUGAUAGUGUCAGCGUAUCCAUUAAGGGAAAAUACAUAUUGUUACGAGAUUUAGCUGGAGCUGUAGUGACUGACGUUGAAGCGUUGGAUUGGAAAUUAACGUGCAUAAACCAAACGGAUGUAGAACCAUUGAAAGAACUUGCGAAAACUUUUACCGAAAUUGCCAGGAAAUCUAGAUCUGCUCAGUUAUUAAGCUUGCAAGAACAGUUACAACAACCGGCCGACCAAGGAUUCUAUUUCAAUAAUGAAAUCAACUAUUCGCCAUAUUACAUAGAGAGAGUGGUCACCAGAGAUGGUGAAGUUCAUGUAAUUCGAAAAGACACAAAAACAGAAUUCGAAUGUUCACGACAAGGUUAUUUUAGGCAUCCAAGUGGUUGUAAUCGAUUUUAUCGUUGCGUAAAAUUUGAUCAAAAGUCCAAUUACUUCACGGUUUAUGAAUAUGAUUGUCCUGAUGGUCUAGCAUUUGAUGAAAAAGUUGAGGUAUGCGUAUGGCCCGGAUCCUUAUCCGAUACAGGAGCUUGUCAAGGCUCAAGUGAAAUAGCUCCUGUUCCACGAAACCAAUUUAUCUGUCCACCAAUAGAGGGAUAUUAUGCUGAUCCAGAAAACUGUCGAUGGUUUUUCGCCUGUCUUGAUCAUGCUAAAGAUGGUUAUACUCCUCUCACAGCGUACGAAUUCAGAUGUCCAUUUGGAUUAGUAUUUGAUGAGAAUACAUUAAAAUGUGACUGGCAAUGGAAAGUGGGGUCUUGUGGAAACUCUGGUAGAUCAUAUACAAACAAUUACGGAGAACAACCUUAUCAGACGAAUUUAUUUAACACUUUAUACGAAAAAGAAUCAUUUGUUCCAUAUGGUAAAUAUAAUCAAGAUCAACCUCAAGUACCAUUUGAAUCCAUUGAUACUUAUGAUCCUUUUGGUAAAUUUAACUUCCCAUAUUCUUCCACAAUCAAACCUCAAUUAACAUAUGAUUCUACAGUAAAUUAUGGAGCACCGAAUGCACCUCAAUUUUUGUACAGUUCAGCGCAAUCGUAUUCACCGCCAAACGAUUUUCAAAUUCCAUAUAGUUCAUCAGAAAAUUUUGUUAAUCCUAUCAGACCACAAAUAUUUUAUGGUUCGACGGAAUCUAGCACAACCAAACCAGAAUCCUUUUAUGGACUAACUGGAACUUAUGCUACAACGAAAAAGCCCGAAUUAUCUUAUGAACCUACGGAAUCUUAUGCUACCACAAGUAGACCACAAUUCUUUUACAGCUCCACUGAAGGCUACUCUAGCACAAGUAAACCUCAAUAUCCAUACAGUUCAACCGAAAGUUAUGCUACUACAAGCAAACCUCAAUUCUUAUACGGACCUUCAGAAUCUUACUCCACUACAAUAAAACCACAAUAUUCAUAUGGCGAGACUGAUAGAUAUGUAAUUCCAAAUCAACCGAUUGGAUCACCAUAUUUGAAUAGAUACAGACCGGAAUACAAUAAAUUUAAUGCGCCUUUAGGAAUACUCUAUCAUCAACAGCACGAUUCAGAACUUGGUUCUCAAUAUCACGCAGGAUUUGUUCACCAACAAAACAAUUUUCAAAGUAUACCAGUAAAUAAAAACUAUGACUCACAUAAAAAUGAUAUACAAUAUCCACCAAUUAAAGACUAUGAAACAUAUUCCACCACUCAAGGACCUUUGAAUAAAAUACCCAAUGCUAGACUUUAUUCAGAAAGUUAUUCUUCAUCUAACGUUUAUUCAAACCCAUCAAUACCUUAUGUAAAUAAUGAAAACAAACAUUCUUAUUCUAUUUUGGGAGGAGCAAAUGGAUACGAUUCUCAUAAAAUCAAUGAAAAAUACCAGCCAUCAUAUAAUUUUGAAUCAUAUUCAACCACUCAAAAACCCAUUGUUAAAUAUCCUGAUGUACCAUCAUACUCGUACUCAAAUAUUUAUUUGCAACCAACUUCUAAACCAUUUGAAGAUUAUUCCCAAGGAAGUUCUUAUUCAAGUUUGAACGAAAAUUCAAAAUCACAAUAUUCUACUACUAGUUCAUCGUAUGUAUCUUCGUCCCCAAUUAACAACUUUAACGAUUAUCUAAUUUCCUCUACUACAGAAAAACCUACAUACCACGAUACAAGCUUAUAUAAAGAACAGUUUAUAACUCAAUUAAAUUUUGAUGAUUAUUUAUCAAGACUUUCUAGUCAAAAAUAUCCGUCAACUACUCCAGUAAUUGAUUAUACACCGUCCGUUCAUGGAAAUAACUUCAUACCAACGUAUUCUUCUACCACUCCAAAACCAACUAUAUUAUAUUACAGCUCUCCAUCGUCUAAAUUGAGUACAUAUAAAGAAACAUCAUAUGCUCCGUCGUAUUCAACAUCACCAAAAGUUAAAGAAUAUAAUGAGAAUUACGGUUCUUCAUUAUCAUACCCAGUAACUACUGAAAAAUCAACAGAUUACAAAUCAUCCAUUUCUUCAACUUAUUCUCCUCUAGAAUACGGUCCUUCGGUUACCCCAAGUGCAUACAAACCUACGUUCAAGCCAACGGUUGACUACUAUACACCUUCAUCUACAGCACCUAAUAAUGAUGCUCUUUUCGUUGAAGAAUUGAUUUCUAAAUUAUCCAAAACUCCAUUGUCCACCACUUACUCAACGACAAGUGCGCCUAACUUGUUAUACAACAGUUAUCCAUCUUAUCCAUCACAACAUGACGGAGACUACGUACCAAAUGAUUCCUUCGACAUUGAUGAAUACAUAGCAAAACUUUCCGAAUCAAUAGAAAAUUCUACCCCAAAACCUUUAUAUUCAAGUACAUCUUAUAAACCCGAUGCUGUGUCAUACAGUUCAAACGAUUAUGUACCUAAACCAUUACCUACCUCAGUUUACUUAACUUCGACUGAGGAACCUAAGACAUUUAGUGAAGAAUCGUAUUCAGCACUACCUGUUCAAUCAACUACGUGUAAACCUGAAGCUUCGUUAAAAAUAUCACCUCCAGCGGCUCAAUAUAUACCAUCGCUUGAGUCUGUGUUUAGUGUAAGACCUCCUGUAGUUACUUAUACACAAAGACCAGAACCAUUAGUUGGUUAUACCAGCACAGCUUCUGAUUUGAUAAAUUACUAUCAUAGCAUCCAUUCAUCUUUAGAUUCAGCUUAUCGUUCACCUUUACCUAGGUAUUAUUCUGCUCCAGUUGGAAACUCUCUUUACGCCAAUAAUUACACUCUUCCCAGAGAAUACGAAAAAGAUGCCGGACAUGAUAUACGUGGGGCUUAUCCAGCUUAUCCUCUAAGACCAAUAAUUGUAGAACCGGUCAGUCCAGAAUUAAAUGCCGAGUUUGAGCGUUAUUACACAGCAGGAAUAAGACAAAACUUGAAGAGCGAAGAAAACGGAAAAGUGCUGGUUGUUGGCGACACUAGCCCUCUACUAGUUGGCAAAUUGGGAGCACAAUGCGACUGUGCUAAAAAAAAGAAACCAACAAUCGUUUCAACUACGACCCGGACCGUAAUCGAAAACAAUGACGACGAUGAUGACGACGAAAAAUCAUUAUCCGUAAAAGAAGUCGAAACGAAGACUAAAGUUAUAUUGGAAGAAGUGAAAAAGCCAUCGAAUAAAAAGUUGUGUACCCGUGCAGGUUUGUUCAGGGAUCCGAAACAAUGUAACAAAUUUUACUCAUGUAAUUGGGACAAGUGGACACAAAAGUAUGAACUGAGUGACUUCAAAUGUCCAAUUCAUCUCGCUUUCGACGAGAAUCUAAGCGCCUGUAAUUGGCCAUCUAAAGGACCGUCAUGCUCACACGAUACGCUCAUUAAUUACUCAAAUUAAUUUUAAAAGAAAAUAAUGUAUAUAAAUAUGAAGUUUUUCUAUGUGAAAUUUUAUA
Sipha flava (yellow sugarcane aphid) is the source of this 5002-nucleotide messenger RNA. RefSeq lists its product as uncharacterized. The transcript has 13 exons. Lineage: Eukaryota; Metazoa; Arthropoda; Insecta; Hemiptera; Aphididae. Gene Ontology annotation, molecular function: chitin binding; chitinase activity. Gene Ontology annotation, cellular component: extracellular region. Gene Ontology annotation, biological process: carbohydrate metabolic process; chitin catabolic process. The record is from RefSeq and is a predicted model, not a curated record. The coding region runs from base 229 to 4947 and encodes 1572 amino acids.